CUGGGCUAGUUUUGUAAUGACUCCAAGGAGGUUUUUACGAUGCUGAGCGCCUGCUGACAGCCUUCCCUAAAGUUGACAGAGACACAUUUAACCAAAGGAGGAAGGCAUGCUGCCUUUAGUUGGAGCUGAGUUGACACCAGUGCAGCUCUAUCGACAUCUCCUCAGAUGUUGCAGGCAGUUACCAACCCCAGCAAUGCAAAAGCAUUAUCGACAUGCCAUAAGACAGGGUUACAUCAGUCACUCCGAUGAAGACGACCAAGAGAGGAUACAAAUGAUAAUCCAAAGAGCUAUUGCAGAUGCAGACUGGAUUCUUGAUAAAUAUACCAAGAAGAAGUGAAGUUCAUAAUCCAUGGAUAUGCCCUCGGGUGUAGCAUUUUGCAGAGCUGCACCUGACAUGAAUCGUAGUGGUGGAUGUACAGUUUCUAUGUCUGAGUUUUGAGUGCUCAUUGGGUUAUUUAGCCUCGUCAUUGUGGGGAUGUGAACAGCCAUGAUGAAGCAACGUGAUGAGAGGAAGACCUCACGAGUCAUCGACUGUUAGGACUAUACUGUAUGAAAUGACUGCUCAAUUGAAUAUAAUAUUCACUAUCUAUAAAAA
Messenger RNA from Sander lucioperca (pikeperch), 595 nucleotides. It is a transcript of the gene lyrm9, whose product is annotated as LYR motif containing 9. The coding region runs from base 107 to 337 and encodes 76 amino acids. The transcript is spliced from 4 exons. The record is from RefSeq and is a predicted model, not a curated record. Lineage: Eukaryota; Metazoa; Chordata; Actinopteri; Perciformes; Percidae.